Messenger RNA from Schistosoma intercalatum, 5068 nucleotides. The record is from the annotation of a GenBank genome assembly. NCBI's taxonomy places the organism in Eukaryota, Metazoa, Platyhelminthes, Trematoda, Strigeidida, Schistosomatidae.
ACUGAGUUCCGGCGCUCAAUUCCGAUCAAGGCCACUUGCUUCGUAUGUUUAUCUGACCUGGUUUUUACGACCACGGUAUUUUGUGUGAUGAAGUAGUUUAUUACUAUGUCGUCACGACGUGAUUCCUGUUUAAGACUUAGUAAACCUCACCAUUCUUGGAAAAACUUAUACAAAGUUGAAGGUGACCCUAUUGGACGUGGUUAUGCCGGGAAAGUUUACAAAAUUACUACUGGUAACAUGGAGCUACUGGAUCCCUUGAUAGUGACGAAGUCCCAGCUCACAGCAACAAUGUAUUCAGAAAGUGCUUAUACUGAGCCCGGAGAAUAUUUAGCUUGCAAAGUCAUCCGUAGAUUUCGUGGAGGAAAGGAUACUAUUGCAAAAAUUACCUCUGAAGUUCAAGCUAUGGUCAGUUUGCAAAGAGAUCAUCUUAAUACUUAUCAUAACUCUGUGUAUAAUAAGCCAUCUGAAAAACCUUCCAGAAUUUGUAACCAUCAAGUUCCUCCUAAAUCAGCCUCACCUAAGCUGUUUGCAGUUUAUAAAGACUCAAUGGAAGUUGCUAUUAUCAUGGAGUAUGCUAGUGGUGGAUCUUUAUACGACUUGUGUAGAUCUACUUACCCAUAUGACUUUGCUGCUAGUUCAACCAGUUCUCCUUGCGGUGAUUUAUCCGUUCCUAAUUCUGGUGUUUCUAAUUCGCACACAACAAUCCCACAGUCGAAACACCCUGGUUCAUUUGAUGGAUUGUCUGAAUCAUAUAUUCGUCAACUGUUAAUCAGCAUCCUUGAAGCUUUGGUCUACAUGCAUGAUACUCUUAGGAUGGUUCACCUAGAUGUUAAGGCUGAAAAUCUUUUACUGCGUCAACCCUAUCCGUCUACUGAUGUAUUUUUCACAGAUUUCGGUUUAGCGACCAUAUUAACUGAAGGUAAACAACAUCGAGAGCUUGCAGGAACUCCUGAUUAUGUUGCACCGGAAAUUAUUAACUAUGAUCCUAUCACAUUUGCUACAGAUAUGUGGUCUGUUGGGGUUCUUACAUAUUAUCUACUUACUGGAAUCUCUCCAUUUCUUGGUGAAGAUAAAUAUAUCACAAUGCAAAAUAUUACUCAUAAUACAAUUACGUAUCCUGAUUCCCUUUUUAAUAAUCGUUCACCCGAUUCAAUUGACUUUAUUCAGCGCCUUCUACAACGUUCACCGACACAACGUAUGUCUGCCAAAGAAUGUCUCAAUCAUCCUUGGCUCCUUCAGUCAUUAAACCAACCAAUCAUAAUCGAAACAGAAAUUAAUCAUCAAUCAUCACAAACCACACUGUAUAAUGGCAAGAAUAGUAGUAGUAAUGAUGAUAAUGUGAAAUACGCUAUUGAAUUAUUCAGUGUAGAUCCAGUUGUUGAAAUUGUUGAUGAAUUUAUAUCACCACAUUGUUUAGCCCAGUUUAUAGUACAAUCUCCUGUAUAUACUGUUUCAUAUGUAGAUGUUGUUAGUCAAACAAAUUUUUCUAAACUAAUGCCUUCAUUAAAAUUAUGUGUUAACUAUCUUCCUAUUAUCAACUCAGCAGCAUCUACACAUUCUACCUCUUCGAUAAACAACCACCCAUUAUCAUCCGAACAGUUUAUUAGAAAGAUAUCCAAAAAAUUAAUCAAUGGACAUUUCAAUCUACUUAAAAGUCUUUCCGAGUUAACCGAAAUUUGUUCAAGUAAUUCGAGCAGUGACAAUCGUUAUGUUGAUACUGACAAGUGUUAUCAGUUGAUGAAUAGGCAUCCCAUCGGUAUACAUGAUGAAUCAAGAUCAUUAACCAGUUAUUCUAAACUACCCAUCAACAACUUGUCAAAUUCUAACGUAGUUGAGUAUAAUAGUUGGAGAAACAACAAAUCGACUGGAAAUUGUGUAUCAAUUUAUUUAUUUAUUUCAAAUUAUUUACAAGAAUAUCAAUUAUUCUUAAUGUUUUGUGAUUUAAAUUAUUAUAAAUUACUUGAUCGUGAUUUUUAUUUCUUUAACCGUCAUAAUACUACUAAUAUUGUUGAUAGUAGUAGUAGUAUCAAAGAGACUAUUAAUACAAAUACUGAGUUAUUUGUAAAUUUUCCAUUGUCAAGCAAAAUUCACCAACAGAAACAACAACAACCUAAUGAAAAUGAUAUAACUCAAAAUGUAAUGAAUAGAAAUUAUGAAAUGAAAGAAUUAAUUACAAUAUCUAAAUAUACUACUGAUAUAAUGCCAAAAGUAAAUGAAAUUAUUCCAAAAAAAUUUAUAAAUUCACAUAUUUCUACAAUUCGUAUUGAAUUAAAUUCAUCAAUAAAAGAAAAAUUGAAGCUAAUGAAUUCCUCAGAUGAUCAUUAUAAUUUUAAUCAUAAAAGAGACUAUUUGUCCUAUGACUUUUGUUGAAAUUUCAAUCACAACUAUUGAGAAGCAAAGAACAUUGCACCGCUUUUUCAUUUUAUUAUGUGACUUUUCAGUAGCGCACAUGAAGAACCUCUUAUCUUCUCAAUAAACAUGCUAUUAAGUUGUGCAAUUGUUCACAUUUUUAAAAAUUUUAUCCAAUCAUCGAUAUAUGUAGCUUCGGUCUUUAUUCUGGCUUCCAGACAAGCUAAUUUAUUUAUUCUUCUUGAUUCACAUUUUGACCUUGUCAGCUAUUCGCUUAUCAACUUAACAUGAAUUAUUGAUAUGACUAAAGCAUAAUUAUGAUGGUGUAGAGUAAAAUGGGUUGAUAUUGUGAAGGAAUACUCUUAGCAUUGACUACUCAAAAUGAUGAAUGAUUUCGGUGUAGAGUAUUUAUAAAUUUAGUUGAAGGUUUUAAUAAAAGGUUAUUCGUACAAUGAAUUAUUUGUCGAACCCUGCAUCGUACGUCUAUAACUAAUCGACUCUGCAGUCGAAAGUAAUAAAAAUUGAUAUUUAUUUUGAUUUAAAGUCAAUUUCGCAGGAUAAUCUGCAAACAUAUUUAAUACAGUUAAUCAGUUCACGUUUGUGAUGUUCUUUUUAAGGUGUAUCAGAAAAUAUAUGUGAUCUGUCGUUACACUGUAUUAUUGUGCACUAAAUCAGUUGGGAAUUAAUCUUUGGAAGUACUCUAUACCUUCUGAAUGUGAAGUACUGUUUGACCAGCAUGUACUUUUUUCACUUUUUGUGGUGUACUACUGGAAAUAUUUGAAAAAAAAUUGUUUACCUGAGUAGAUAUUUUGGUACUGGUGUUAAAUUCAAAAAUGAAGUCAAUGUAUGUAUAGUGAAAGGUAGGGCGACUUUUACCUACAUAAAUUAUCUUUAGGGACAAUGUAGUUCCAGUUUAACUCUAAAAGUUCUGCUUUGUAACGCACCAGUGAAAUCGAUUGUGUUUUAUGCUUUCGAGUUGAUGAUGUUUGGCCACUCUUUACGUUUGAUCAUCAUUGCUUCUGAGAAAUUGACAAUUUUCGGUAAAAACCAUGCUAGUAAUGCUAAUGGGUAAACCUUAUUUAUAUGCAUAAUGCUUAAUUACUAGUUUCAUACUAAAUAUCUUCCCAUCACCAUCAGUGAGCAGUGCGACUAAAUCAGUAGUCCGCACCAGUCAAUGUAGAUGUUGGCCGAAUCGAACUAAGUAUAGUGAUGCAGUGUACGAAAAAUUCGCUUUGAGUUACAUAAAGUCGUCCUGCUUCAUAUUUGGUGACUUUUAUAAAACGACUUAUUGUUUAUACUAGUGAUACAAAUAAAAACAUUCUUUAUCUGACAAACACCAAAAAUGGUAAUUUUUUAUACCUUUGGUUCUCGGCCUUCAUUCAAUCAGUUUAAAACAGCACAGAAUUACUAAAUGAGAGCCUAGACGGUCAUUUCGAAUGGAGUCUAGACAUGUGCUUUUAUUAACAGUGUGGCGUGUGCUACUAAUGUCGACAGAUAUGAGUAGUAUGUAUCAUCCGUCGAAAUUAAAAUGCCUGGAGGCAAAAGGUUAAGAAGAUCGAAGAAAAGAAAACAGAGAAUGUUUGCUGUGAAAACCAAGGAACAAUGAUGUCUGAGACGAUUGAUUGACAUUUUGCAAAUGAACCAUUUACUAUAUGGUUCUCUGAUUUUACUAAGAUAUUCUGUAAUUUUAUGUUCUAAUGCAUUCGAUUAUCCCCAUUUGUGUUCUCGCUCACUACAUUAGUAAGCCAUGUACUUUGGCUACUAGGUUUAACUGAUCUACACCGUAAAUAUCAAAAGUUAUUAUCAGUUAUAUUACAAUAAAUGUUUCCGUCUUAUCCUAUAGUAUAAUUUAAACAGCCUGUUAUUUAGUAAGAAAAAGAGAAAAUUUUCUUUUCGACGAAAUCAUUUACUUAAGCUGUACAUUCGUAUAUAUAGUUAUAUGAAAAUGUAUGUCUAUAGAAGGAUAGAAAGGAUUGUAUCACAAAAUUGAUUCGAGAAUAAAUAACAAAUGAGGUUAACAUACUAAUCAAGCGGUAAGAGAGAACAAAAUUUAUGGGUCAGUUCCAAUCCAAUAUUCCGUGAUACAUACUACUAAAUAUAAAGAAAACUUUCUACUUUCUUUUUUAAAUAUUACGAAAAAUAAUGUUCAUCUUGAUUGAGUUUUGUUCUUGUUUGGCUUGUUUGGCGCUGAUGAAGUUUUUGCUGAUGAUGCCCGUUCAGAAGAAGGAUGAAAGCACCACGACCAAAACAUCCAUCUCAGAGAACAAAACUCUAUCAACAUCAUCCAUCUUAGCUAUAAAUCUUCUCCACUAUCCUCAUAAUAAUCAUCCAAGUAUAAUUAUCUUAGAUUAAGUUAUUUGUUUAAUUCAUUACACGAUUUAUUUCGAAAUUUAUGUUUUAAUUUUUUUAUUUAUUUUCAAUUUCUAUUUGAAUUAUGGUGCCUCUAUUUUCUUCUUCCCUUUUUUUCUUUAAAAAAAAAUGUACAUGGCGUCUUUAUUUUUACUGAAGUUCAUCUUCCAAAAAAAAGUUAAAAUUCAAUAUUGAAUGAAUCAAUUAUUUUUUUCUUUUGAUUUCUUUAUUACUUUUUUUCUUCUUUUUUUUAAGUCUAUUUCAUUAUUCACAUGGACUCAUCUUUAUCAAUUUCAUAAUAUUAACGUUCUUUUUUAUUGAUUUUAAUUUGUACAUUUUCUUUGAAUUAUAUUUAUGAUAAAUUUUCUAG